UCUUCCUCUCUUUAGAAAAUCCAAUCCAAAUCCAAAUCCAACCCAACCAACUCUUCUCUCUCGCACCAUAAAAUCAUCCACUGGAAAGAACCAUGGCCACAUCUAUUAGAGUUGGAAAGUGACUAACCUCAACUCCUCCCCCUAUAUCGUCGCUAUAUAUAUAUAAACCCACCCCACGCCACUAACCCCACUUACCCCUAUUCCUCAAACCCCACAAGCCCCUCCACCUCCUCUUCCUCCCAUCAAUCUUAAUACCAAAAGUGAAAAUAAAAAUGCCCUCAAACCCUCCAAAAUCCUCGCUUGUGGUUCAUAGAAUCAACAGUCCUAAUAGCAUUACCACUGCCACCGCCGCUUCUGCCGCCGCGAAUAACCAUAAUACUUCAACCAUGCCUCCUCACAAGCAAGUUCAGAAGCGGUCUCCUCUAACGAGCGCCACCCAGGUCCCCGACGCUGUGUCACGCCACCACACCCACGUUGUCGGCCCCAAUCAAUGCUGCUCCGCCGUCGUCCAGCAAAUCGCCGCCCCUGUCUCCACCGUCUGGUCCGUCGUCCGCCGCUUCGACAAUCCUCAGGCCUACAAGCACUUCGUCAAGAGUUGCCACGUCGUUGUUGGCGAUGGAGAUGUCGGCACUCUCCGCGAGGUCCGCGUCAUCUCCGGCCUCCCCGCGGCCAACAGCACCGAGCGCCUCGAAAUCCUCGACGACGAGCGCCACGUCCUCAGCUUCAGCGUGAUCGGUGGUGACCACCGCCUCUCCAAUUACCGAUCGGUCACCACUCUCCACCCCUCCCCCUCCAGCACCGGCACCGUGGUCCUGGAAUCCUAUGUCGUUGACAUACCCCCAGGAAACACCAAAGAAGACACGUGUGUUUUUGUCGACACCAUCGUUCGGUGCAACCUGCAAUCCCUUGCUCAGAUCGCGGAGAACGCCGCCGGCUGUAAGAGGUCAUCGUCAUGAGCAGAGUGUAGACAAUAUUUUCCACAUCCCAAUACGCCGUCGUUUUUUGAGAUGAUCCGAUGCGCUCCAUACAAAUUCUCAUCGUGACCGUCGAAUGAUCGUCAUUGUCUAAUCCUUCUUCACGACGUCGUUUUGUUAAUCGCUUUCCGACGAGAAUGUGCCGUCCCGGGAGCCUAUUUUGCUAGUGUUACGAUCACAGUCAGACGCAAUGUCCUUAAUUUCCCAUUUGUUUUUUCUUUCCCUCCCUUUUGUGAUAUAAUAAUAAAGAAAUACAGCAUUAUGAAAAA
This is a messenger RNA of Vitis riparia (riverbank grape), 1243 nucleotides long. RefSeq names its product abscisic acid receptor PYL4. The record is from RefSeq and is a predicted model, not a curated record. Lineage: Eukaryota; Viridiplantae; Streptophyta; Magnoliopsida; Vitales; Vitaceae. Gene Ontology annotation, molecular function: signaling receptor activity; protein phosphatase inhibitor activity; abscisic acid binding. Gene Ontology annotation, biological process: abscisic acid-activated signaling pathway. Gene Ontology annotation, cellular component: nucleus; cytoplasm. The transcript has a single exon. The coding region runs from base 273 to 956 and encodes 227 amino acids.